AUGGAGCAGAAAUUGUCCUCUAUUGACGUACGAACAGAUGAAAUUCAUACAAUGAUGAAAAAUAUAAAUUUGGGAGAAAAGGCAGCUGUACCAGGUAACGUGAAAAUGUUUUACCAUGCAAAGCAUUGUGUUGUGUAAUAGCUCAUUUUAUUCAUUUUGCAAAUAGGUUUAACUGUAAUUGAAUGUCUUAUCGCGUAGUUAGGAUUAUUAAAUUUGACAUUUUUUCAUUAUUUGUAAAAAAAACGCUCAAGAGUACAUGCGGAAACAGAUUUAAACAUUUAAGGAAUUAAUAUGCCUUUUAAAACAUUAUUAAGAUUAAAGCAUUUACAUGAAUGUAAAAUUCACAGUUAGAAACCAGUUAAGAAUGAUGGAGAUGUUUGUUGCUUUUCUCCGAUCAGUAUCGAUGGUUUUGUUAAUCUACCUUGCUAUGAAUCUGAUAGUUUUGCCUGGAAUAAGAGAUGUCAAUGUUACAAGUCUCUAGUACUAUACAUGCUGUGGGAAGCGUGACAAUUGAAAAUUGUAAAAAACCAAUACAACCCCAUUUACACUACGCUCAAUUUUUGGUACGGCACAGAUAAAAUUGGUACCCGUACCACUUUUUUGGUUCUUGGACUAUCUAUUUACGUAGUCCAAGAAUUAAAAAGUGGCACCGUACCAAAUAUCAGCGAGCGUGGUGUAAACGGGGCUUAAAUGUAUAUUUGGCUUUCGAAAGUAACAUAGUUACGUCGAACAAAGUUUACUAACUAUAUAACACAAUCGUUUUUAUAUAAUGUAAGUUAGAAUCUCGUGUUUAUAUUUAACUACUUAAUAAAUUUAAUUAAUUAAUAGCAUAUUAUUAAACCUAUAGAAACAUUACCCAAGUCAUAUGUUCCAAGCGCUGUUCCCUUGUUUACUGGCCGAGAAGAUGAAAUUGAAGAAAUUACAAACCUUAUAACUGGUCAGUCAACACGACUGCUAAACAUCUGGGGAACUCCUGGAUUUGGUAAGACAUCCACAGCUAUUGAAGUAGCACGUCAUCUUUUGUAUCUCGGCAGUCCUGUUUAUUUUUUUAAAUUGCAGGGUAUUAGAACAGUAGAUGGAUUUUUAUCUAAAAUUUUAAGUAUUUUUAAGAGUAAUUUAGCAGAUCUUAGUUUAGCACCUAUUGACAAGCUAGUGAGUAUUCUAAGAGAACUUUCGUGUCGAAUUUUUCUUAUAUUUGAUAAUCUUGAUGAUCUUCUGUUGAGUGAAAACUGUACCGUUAGACUUACGGACUUAUUUGGACAAUUGUUAGACAGUAAUGUUAACGUUAAUGUAGUUUUUACAACGAGGGAGCUUUUAGAAAGUAUGCGCGAUCUAAUAGAAUGUUUUCGAGACAUCCGAAUUCGACCCCUUCAUCCAUUUUGGUCUGUUGAAUUUGUUCGUAAACUUCUUCCUUCAUUUUCUGAAAGUGUUGUUGCAAAUGUGGCUAGAAUUUCUUCCAAUGUUCCUCUGGCAAUGAAAGUCGUUGCUUCGAUAGUUGAAAACAAUAAUGAAGAUAUGGCGGAUAAAAUACUUAAAGAAUUAAGUCUUUCGGGAAAUCUUUUAGAGAUAGGCAGGUCAUUCGAGCAAAACAUGAAAAGGGUAUUCGAGACCCCUUUUGAGCAGCUGAUGUUAAGUGACAAACAUGCGCUGAUUUCUCUAACCGUGUUUUCAUCCAGUAGAAUAAGUAAAGAUGCUGCAGUUGACGUUAUUUUAGAUGAAAUGGGAGUUGUGAAAGCUGUAGAGAGCCUAAAAACACUUGUGAAGAAAUCACUAAUUGACGAAGAUCCCUGUGAAAAAUAUUACUCCAUUCACCCUCUCAUUCAUUCUUUUGUUGUAGAUAAAGCAAAACAAAGUAAUUUUGAGGAUGUUUUUCAAUCCUCUAGAAUUCGCUUUUGUGGUUAUUACUUUCUUCUUUUUGAAAGGAUUAAUGACGAUUUCCUUUCUGGUAAGUCGGUGAAUAUUCCUCAACUGGAAGACGCAAUGGAGCAUCUGUCGAUUGCCAUUUGUUAUUUUACGACAAGCGCAUGUAGUUCGGAAAAUUGCCAAGAUCUUUUUCACAUCUUAUCCAAGUCUGAAAUAUUUCUUUUUCUUUUUGGUUUACCCUACAUUGAAUCGCUAGAUAUUUCCAAAUUAUAUGAUUUUGCUAUAGAAAAAUGCAGAACACAGCAAUACAAUGACGCUUACUCAAAGUUGCAUGUCAGCAAGUAUUUUCAAAGUAUUGCAUUACCACUAUUUUUUUCAUCUAAGUAUUUAGAAAUACCUGAACAUGUACGCGAAGACGUCAUGUUGUCAUCGGAUGGUAGUGCAGCAAAAUUAGGUUGCUAUGAAGGAAUUUCACUAAUUUCCAAAGGAAAUAUGAAGUCAGGUAUUGAAUGUAUUGAAAAACAUGUCGAUGGUUUACAAAAUUUCUCUGAUCAACAACUUAUAAAAUGUUUAUGCCUGCAACUCCUUGCUCUUUUUUAUACUGAUUUAAAUGAGUGCAGUAAAUCGAGCCGGUUGAGUGCACAGGCCAUCGAGGUUUGUAAACAAAUUGGUAAUUACAAUCUCUUUUUAAUUGGUGAUUGCGAGGAAACUUUAUUUUUGACGCAAAAGGAGUACAAAGGCGAGCAAUUAAUAUUGUUUGUCCAUCUUUUAUUUAUCUGGUCAAAACAAAUUUUAAGUCAUGAGACACAACUCUACUUUUUAAACUUUGUUUAUCAAUUGGAGCAGCAGCUUGAAAGUAAGGCAUUUAAUGCUUCACAAUAUUUAUCUCAAAUAUUCGCAUACGGUGAUUGUCUUUUAGCUUUUCUUGGCGUUGGUGUAGGACAAGAAGGUCUUUUCGAUGAAAAGUUCACGUUUCUUAAAAAAUCAGUGAUGUUGGAUGAUUUUUGUUUUUUGUCGGAGAUGUCUUCCGUUUUGUCUCCCAAGCGAUUGCUUAAUUGCUAUACUUUUCAAAUGAUUAUGGACGAUCAAGAAUAUGAAAAAAAUCCAAAUGUUCUUCACACAUGCCGUAACGCACUUGAUCUUUCUCUUAAGCAAUGUGGUAAACAACAUUGGAAUACCGCGUUCUGUUACCUCAAAAUGGGUUUUGCUGAGAAUAAUGCUGAAAAUUAUAUAUCUGCUCUUAAUGCAUUUGACCAGGCUCUGGAAAUCAUGACAGCCACUUAUAAUGAGAGCAGCAGCAGUAAUGCUGAUCUAGCCGAAGUCCAUAUCGGGAAAGGAGAAGCGUAUAAAUGCCUAAACAAAUUUGAAUCCGCCGUUGCAUCUUUUGAAGAAGCACUUAGAAUAAAAAGGAAAUUGUGCGAUGAAAGUACUGAAGAAAUCGCUCAUAUCUUAGCUUUGCUAGGUGAUUCGCAACAGUGUUUCAAUGAUUUAAUUUCUGGUCUUGCAACACUUGAACGGGCUCUGCAAAUAAGGGAAAAGCUGUAUGCUGAGAAGCCAAGCUCCUGUGGGUAUUUAAAAGUAUUUCAAUCUUACUGUGAUAUUGCACAUGUGCACAACGCGCUUGGCAACGACACUGAAGCUAUAAAAUCUUUAAAAACUGCACUUGAAGUGAGCACGGAUUGCGAUCAAGAGCGUUUAAUUGCACAUGGUUUAAUUUUUUUUGGACUUUUAAAUAUGGAGGUAGAUGAAAACGUGUACAUGGAAUUGUUGAAUAGUUGUUUACCAGUGAUCAAGAAAAAUUAUAGGUCGUUAUUACCUACAAUGUAUUUGAGUUUAGGUUCGAAACAAGUUGGGUCAGGAAAGUAUAAAGCCGGUGUAUCGUUCUUUCAAGAAGCUCUUGACAUUGAGUUAGAGAUCACACUGAGAAGCAAUCUUACUAAUCGAGAGAUGACGGUUUCAUCCUACAUUGCCAUGGUUGAAACCUUAUUUGAUAUUGGAAAGUUUAAAUUGACGAGAAAGGCAAUCGAGAGAGCAACUCAAGUAGCAGAAUCACUUCCUGAAUGUAGACAAUAUCUUUGGAUCUUUCGAUGUUAUACAUGGAAGGGCCGCAUUCAAAACAAAAUGCGGAAAUAUAUCACAGCAAUUGAUUCUCUUAAACACGCACUUCUGCAACUUCCACAAAUUUGUCAUCAAUCCUGUGAUAAACUCGAAGAAUUUCAAUGUCAUAGUGCGAUUGCAACAGCUUAUUUCUAUGUUGGAUCUUAUGAAGAUGCGCUUAGGUCAUUUUAUGACUCAUUGUCUGUCAUUAAAGGUCGUUUUCCGGAGGGAAGCGAGAGUGAAGCUCAAGUAUAUCUCCUUUUGGCCGAAGUGGCCCAAAAAAUGAAAAACAAAAUUUUGGAA
Molecule: messenger RNA, 4263 nt
Organism: Paramuricea clavata
Lineage: Eukaryota; Metazoa; Cnidaria; Anthozoa; Malacalcyonacea; Plexauridae
Source: the annotation of a GenBank genome assembly